This is a messenger RNA of Fusarium graminearum PH-1, 638 nucleotides long. RefSeq lists its product as uncharacterized. Bases 26 to 382 code for a protein of 118 amino acids. Gene Ontology annotation, molecular function: small ribosomal subunit rRNA binding; structural constituent of ribosome. Gene Ontology annotation, cellular component: ribosome; mitochondrial small ribosomal subunit. The record is from RefSeq and is a predicted model, not a curated record. NCBI's taxonomy places the organism in Eukaryota, Fungi, Ascomycota, Sordariomycetes, Hypocreales, Nectriaceae. Gene Ontology annotation, biological process: translation. The transcript is spliced from 3 exons.
CCUGAUCGUAGAUGCCGUCGCCAAGAUGCUCUACGAACUGAUUGCCAUUGUCCGACCAGGCAGCCUCUUAGAGGUGAAGGAAAUCGCCCAAACUGUCGGUUCCCUCGUCCUCAAGAAUGGUGGAGUCGUCCGCGGUCUCGCCAACUGGGGUGUCUUCUCGCUGCCCAAGCCCAUCUCAGUGCAUCAAAUGAAGCACACCCACGGCCACUACUUCGUCAUGCGAUACGAUGCCGCCGCCAAGGUCCACCACGAUGUUCGCAACACACUGCGCCUCGAGCCACGUAUGAUUCGUGCCGCACAUGUCAAGCUCGGAGACGGAAAGCUUGAGUCCCUCUCCAGAUUCGGCCCGCCAAAGUGGAAGACGACAGGCAGCGAGGCGUAAGGAGGGGCAAAGAAUUUUAGGCGUCACAAAUGGAGCGGAAUCAACUUUAAUGGCAACAAUGAAGGAGAGGGAAAUAUCAUGCUGUAUGAUACGAAGGAAACCUUGACAAAGAGUAUGGACUUUAUGGCUUGGAAAAGAGUCUAGUUCCCAGCUCAGGCAUCACACGAUGCCGUGUACAACAGGUAUGCUGCAUCAAAGGACAGCAGCAAUCACGGUUACAUGAAUAGGUACUAUAGAAAUCCAAAAUCCGCAUCUC